Messenger RNA from Neltuma alba, 2358 nucleotides. RefSeq names its product DEAD-box ATP-dependent RNA helicase 22. The transcript has 8 exons. Gene Ontology annotation, molecular function: nucleic acid binding; ATP binding; RNA helicase activity. Lineage: Eukaryota; Viridiplantae; Streptophyta; Magnoliopsida; Fabales; Fabaceae. Bases 148 to 1884 code for a protein of 578 amino acids. The record is from RefSeq and is a predicted model, not a curated record.
GAGAUUAGUUUUCUUUUCAAGUUAACAGGCAUUAAACGGUGUGUCGUGACGCUCUAAACCCUAAGCCCUUAUCUUCGUCUUGUGCUUGAAGCGCAGUGAAGGGAAGACUCGUGUCUACUUUCAACGCAACCUCUGAAGAAGAAGCCGAUGAUUCUUCACCGUUCCGCUUUGAUGUUGCAUCUCCAACUACCAUCAGUUCGAUGCCGUUUUUUCUCCCAUUUCAAGCAUACAUACUCUUUCCUCUCCACUUCUUCGCCUUCUUUGGUUAAGGUUCCCUCCAUUUCGCUUUCUCGUCCUCGCCAACGGCUAUUCCGGGCGUUCGAGAGUACCGUGGUGGCGGUAGCAGAUGCCAAAGGGAGAGACACAUUCUUGGCGGAAGAAAAUGUUUCGUGGAAUUCACUUGGUCUGUCUGAUGCCAUUUCCCGAGCUCUCUCUAGUAUUGGGCUCGAUAGGCCAUCUCUGGUCCAGGCUUCUUCUAUACCAUCUGUGCUCUCUGGAAAGGAUGUGGUCAUUGCAGCAGAGACUGGUAGCGGCAAAACACACAGUUACCUAGUUCCUCUAAUAGAUAGGCUUCGAGGUUCCAAAAACAAUUCUGCAAGUACUGUCCAUAAUCAUAAAGAGUCUCUCUCCGAAUUUCUGCUCGUUCUGUGUCCAAAUGUACAACUCUGUGAACAGGUAGUUCAAAUGGCUAGCGGUAUUUGUGGGGACAAUGGUGCACCGAUUGUUAGUGUGGCAGCCAUUUGUGGUAGACAGGGAUGGCCAGUUCAUGAACCAGAUAUCAUUGUGACAACACCCGUUGCUCUUCUAAACUAUGUUGAACAAAGCAGAAGCCGUCGAAUGGAAUUUAUGCGUGGUGCUAAAUAUGUGGUAUUUGAUGAAGCUGAUAUGCUUCUGUGUGGGAGUUUCCAAAAUAAAGUGAUUCGUCUGAUAAACUUGCUUCGUUUUGAUGAAAAACUAUUAUCCCAAUCAAAAGAACCAGUAUCAGAGUUACCAUUGGAGCUAGAAUCUACCUCAUCAUCACACAGUGCUGUAUAUGGUGAACAGAAACAGCCUGCUAUAGAAACCAUCUCAGAAGGUGGGGAUGAUGAUACCCAUAUGGUUGACACCAAUAAUGAAGCUGGUUCAAUCAAAAGAAAAGACUGGAGGAGAGUGAGGAAAAAUUAUGAGCGUAGUAAGCAGUACAUUUUUGUUGCAGCCACACUUCCUGUGAAUGGGAAGAAAACAGCUGGAGCAAUGUUAAAGCAUAUGUUUCCUGAUGUCGAGUGGGUUAGUGGAAAUUAUCUUCAUUGUCACAAUCCAAGACUGGAGCAGAGGUGGGUUAAAGUUACUGUUGACACACAGGUGGAUGAACUCAUACAGGCUGUGAGACAAGGUUUCAGUCAAGACUUGGAUAGUUUUGGGGGCAUUUCUCGAACAAUGGUGUUUGCCAACACUGUUGAGGCUGUUGAAGCUGUGGCAAAGAUAUUGGACGGAUCAAGGAUUGGAUGUUUACGCUAUCAUAAGGGUCGCACCUUGGAUGAGAGAGCUAAGGCCUUAGUCGAAUUCAGAGAGAAAGGUGGUGUUCUUGUAUGUACUGAUGCAGCUGCUCGUGGUGUUGAUAUCCCAAACGUCUCACAUGUUAUCCAGGCAGAUUUUGCUAGUUCUGCUGUAGACUUCUUGCAUAGGGUUGGUAGAACUGGUCGAGCUGGUCAAUUUGGACUUGUUACUAGCAUGUACACUGAAUCUAAUAGGGAGCUUGUUGAUGCGGUUCGCCGAGCAGGGGAACUUGGUCGACCUGUGGAGAGAGCAUUUAGCAGGAAAAGAAGCUUCCGUAACAAGAUCAAGAAGAGGGCGGCAAACCUAGUCAGAGAUUCAGCCAUUAUUAAAGAGAGUGCAAUGGCUUGAGAAUACAAGGUUGCGUAGCUCUCAUUCUAAAACAACGUUGGGGCCAGUUGGAAGCAUACUAGCCACUUACAUGACUCCAAGUGAAACGCGUUGGCAUCUGCUAUUCGAUCCUACGAUUUGUUGUGAAUUGCCCAAGAUCCUGAAUCCACCCCAUGUGAAACUUAUCAUCGCUGGUGCAAAUUCUGGCAAGCCAGGUCCCUUUCUUUCAGCUUCAGUAAUUUGCUAACCGAAUUUUUUUUCCUUUUCAUUAUUUCUAAAUGAGAUUUACGCUACAAAGCAGGAGCAGGAGGACCUGUCAGAUUAGUAGUUUUGAUUGUAUGUAAAAUUGUAUAUACCCAUGAAUCAAUAAGAGUUUGCGUACGCAUUCUUUGUUCCCACCGUUGAGUAGGAUUAGAGGACAAGGUUGGUGCGUAUGAGCGGUGGGAGCUAUUGCUCAAACCAUUGAUAUAAACAAUUAUAAAUACUUUUAUGCAA